Molecule: messenger RNA, 207 nt
Organism: Penicillium chermesinum
Lineage: Eukaryota; Fungi; Ascomycota; Eurotiomycetes; Eurotiales; Aspergillaceae
Exons: 1
Coding region: 1-207 (68 amino acids)
Source: RefSeq, a predicted model, not a curated record
AUGAGAGCCGAGGGCAUACUCAUCCGGUCCUUCUGGCCAUUUGUCUACUCCGUCCAGAAUGGCCAUUGCCAUGCCAUUAUCAAGAUGCAUCUCAAAGUGACAGUGCAGCAACCACGCUCCCGGACAAGUCACCUGGUACCGCAGGACCACCUAUAUCAUUCCUGUGAAUUAUGUCAGGAAGGUAUCACGGUAGGGUGGGUUGACUAG